AUGGAUGUGAAUGGACGUCGAAGAUAUUUGGAUCGCCAGCCGAUUCAACCGGCGAUCGCCAAGAGUAUAGAGGAUUGUCUGACGACGAUGAUCGUCCAUUGGGACGACGUGGCCACCGCCGAGCACCUGGCACACAUAUUCGACGAUGCCAUUGCCAUCCAAUGCAUGACCAUGUGUCUCAUGCUUAGACUGACCGCCUGCAUGAAGGGUGGCGCAACCCACUCACUGGACACUCUAUCGUCGCGAACACAUUGCAAUGUCCAAGGACUAAGAUUGUUGAUGGACAAGAUGGUCAAAGAUGGUCUCGUUCAAAUGCACUCCAUGGAUGGCUACAGUCUCGGCAACUCAUUGGCGUGCGGCGCCAAUAAUGGACAGCAUGGCACACACAAGGACAUGUCUUGCGACUCGUCCACCAACAUCAUUGAAUGGGUAUGCAACCCAUCAUUCUCGGCCACGCUGACAAGGUUCGCGAGGUAUGGCAAUACAUUGAUCAGUGAUGUGGACCUGCGGAGCCGGUUCCUCAAGUUGACCUAUGCGACGGCCAUGCGCCACAAGGAGGCACAGGCACGACGCUAUCGCGAGAUCUCCAGCAAGUUGAACACAAUCAACACGGGUACCCCUGGCGCACGCAGUGUCGCCACUAUAUGUGGUGGCGGCUAUUGUAACCUGGCGUUCAGGAUCGCGCGCGAUCAUCCUGGAAUACAUGUUGUUGCCUGGGAGGACUAUCACACAGUGCGCCAGAGUCUGGAGAUCGCGGCCAAGGAUGAGCAUAUGAAGGCCAUGCUCGAGUGUCGUCGCUUGGAGUUUGGCAUUGUGCGAGGCGAGCUGGAGCUGCCAGGCAGCGAUGAUAUAUACAUACUCCACCGCCUUCUUCAGACGCGCACGAGCGACCAGGCAACGGUGAUCAUGCAGAGCGUGUCCAAGGCAAUGGCGGCCAAACAAAUGAAUGAUGGCGGCUCGCCAGUUCUGCUCCUCAUCGACAUGGUGCUUCCAGGAGGUGCCACCGAGGACAACUCACAGGACCACCACGGCCGCCUGUCGAACCACAAUUGGGACUACAGUAGCCUGGUGGCCAUGAGCAUAGCCACGUGCCAUCACAGGACGAUUGGCGCGUGGCAAUCAAUAUUCCAGGCGUGUGGCCUGAGGAUGCGCGAGUGUGCGCCCCUGGACACAGGGGGUGGGCCUUCGGCAGUACCCUUGCUGCACAUCAUGACGCUAGUGUUGGCCGAUGGGCCAGUGCUGGCGCUCGCACCCGACCAAACAGCCAAUGCCGGCUUAGUAGAGGCCGGACUCAUUAGUCCAAGAAGAAGGUUGAUACAAGGCUUAGGAUUUGGCUUUGGGUCU
This is a messenger RNA of Acytostelium subglobosum LB1, 1344 nucleotides long. RefSeq lists its product as hypothetical. NCBI's taxonomy places the organism in Eukaryota, Evosea, Eumycetozoa, Acytosteliales, Acytosteliaceae. The annotation marks the transcript as partial. The record is from RefSeq and is a predicted model, not a curated record. The transcript has a single exon.